GGCACCCCCCGAGAGUCACUGGCAGUUGGCAAUCUCUGGGCGGAUGAGAUACGGCAUCCCCCCACCUCCUCCACAGCGCCGACGACGAUCUUGGGCACCCGAACCUGCACGAGGCGGAAGGCCGAGCGAAUUUGACCGAAAGCUCUCGUCGUCGACGGGCUGGCGGGGCGGAGUGUCAUGGAGCAUCGGCCUGUGGCGUGCGUUUUCUGGUAGUCCCUGCCCGGGUAUGCCAUCGCGUGUUCCUCUUCUCGAUCGCGUUGCGACCGACGGCGCCAGUCAGCGUGGCCUUUGAGGUGGUCGGCUGCAUCGAUAUGGCGUCCAUUUGUUGCACGAGCGGAUUGUGGAGCCCCGUUGCUGCGGUCCGUGGCGUGUGGAUCGAAGGCUGUAGGAAUUCAGGGGCUCCCGCAGGUUUAGGAGCCGGUCGCGGGCUCGUUUUGGCGCGCAAGGAUUUUGGAUCAGUUGGAAAGGAGAGCAAUAGAUUAUGGCAUCGGGUGCCAUGUGGGUCAUCGAAUUCACAGGCUACUCGUCUCCCCAGACAGCUCGCUCUUGGCUCAAAUGUGUUCUGCUCGAGGAAAGAACUUGCAAGAGUCAUUGGGGCAAACGCGGGCCGUCUUCCGGUAUCGAAUGGCCUCAGCUCAGAGUUCAGCUCGCUGGAAGUUGUGCCAGGGGAGAGGGUUACAGACUCUAGUGUGCCUGCCUUGGCCGUGGCCCUAGUAGCCUCCACGCUCUAUCCAGACUCUGCGAACGCGAACACAUUAAACCCCGCGUACGCAGAUGUUGGAGCUUUACUGGAAGCCGGAGUACAGCUGAUCUACCUGGGAGCAUUGCUCAUUCUGUUGGGGGUUGGUAGUUUCCUAGUGGUCCGUCAAGUGCUGAUCAAACGGGAGCUUGAAACUGCCGCCAAAGACCUCCAGGAUCGAGUGCGGAGCGGGGAAGCUUCCUCAUUGGAAUACUUUGAACUCGGUGCCGUGAUGCUACGAAAGAAAUAUUACCAACUGGCAAACAAAUAUCUAGACCAGGCAAUAAAGAAGUGGGAUGGCUCAGAGCAGGACCUUGCUCAGGUGUACAAUGCACUCGGAUUCAGCUACUUCAGUGAUGGUAAGUUAGAAAAAGCUAUUGCGCAGUACGAGAAGGCCGUUCAGCUGCAGCCAGGGUAUGUAACUGCUUGGAACAACUUGGCAGAUGCAUAUGAGAAUCAAAAAGACUUCGCCAAGGCACUUCAGGCUUAUGAACAAGCCUUGCAACUCGACCCUACAAAUAAAGUAGCCUCCGCCAGAAGAGAAUCUAUGAAAUCUAAAGUCGAUAGAUUCCAAGGAAUACCUUAGACAAAUGAUUUCUGGCUAAACAAGUGAUAGCUUUGACUACUGGCGUCGUAUAUAUUCAUCAGAGUUUUCCACGUGAGGUCUUCCUCUGCGAUUAGAGGCAAGUAGUACUUUAGCACAGCGCAACCUAAAUGAGAUUUCAGCGUCAAUCAAGUAAAAAAUGUUAGUCAUGCUUUAGGUUUAGGUGGCUGAGGCCAGUACGCGACGUUCUGGGUUCCCAAUAGUUUCAGUGUAAUGGAUUUAGUUUUGUGCUCAAGGUAAUAAGUUUUGACGGAACUUUUUGCAAUGUAAAUCUCCCGAGAGAAUUCACUGGAAGUGAGGCACGGUAAUAGGGAGUCCGGAAACGUGAAGGUUUGUUGUCACCAGCAUUUACUAGCCUCCUGAAUGGCUCCUGAAAACCGACAACCAUCCUGGCUGCCACGCUCAGGAUGCAGAUGAAUCUUACG
Marchantia polymorpha subsp. ruderalis is the source of this 1768-nucleotide messenger RNA. The record is from the annotation of a GenBank genome assembly. NCBI's taxonomy places the organism in Eukaryota, Viridiplantae, Streptophyta, Marchantiopsida, Marchantiales, Marchantiaceae.